AUGGCUUCCUCAGCACCUCAGGAUCGAAGACCUCUUGUCAUCUCCGGUCCCUCGGGCGCAGGAAAAGGAACCCUUAUCCAAAAGCUCAUUGACGCACACCCAAACACAUUCGAACUAACAGUCUCCCACACAACCCGGCAACCACGUCCCGGUGAGAAAGAUGGUAUAUCCUACCACUUUGUUUCUGUCGAGACAUACAACACUCUCAAAAUCAACGGAGAUCUGAUAGAAGAUGCAAUGUACGCCGAUAACUUCUACGGCACAAGUAAAGCUGCACUCGCAGAAAUAUUCGAGAAACAACUCAUUCCUAUUCUUGAUAUCGACAUGGUCGGUGUGCAGCAGGUGACAAUAAACCCUGAGUUUGAGGCCCGCUAUGUUUUUAUCAAACCGCGGGAUCUUGUCGUGCUUGAGCAGCGGCUUAGGGGUCGAGGGACGGAGAAUGAGCAACAUAUUCAGAUUAGAUUGGAUCAGGCGAGAAGGGAGCUUGAGUUUGCUGAGACCGCGGUCAUUUUUGAUCGAGUUAUUGUUAAUGAUGAUCUGGAAAGGGCUUAUCUCGAGCUUGAGGGAUUUGUUUUCGGGUUAGAGUGA
This is a messenger RNA of Penicillium concentricum, 588 nucleotides long. RefSeq names its product guanylate kinase. NCBI's taxonomy places the organism in Eukaryota, Fungi, Ascomycota, Eurotiomycetes, Eurotiales, Aspergillaceae. Gene Ontology annotation, cellular component: cytosol. Gene Ontology annotation, molecular function: GMP kinase activity. The coding region runs from base 1 to 588 and encodes 195 amino acids. The transcript has 2 exons. The record is from RefSeq and is a predicted model, not a curated record. Gene Ontology annotation, biological process: purine nucleotide metabolic process.